AUGGGCAAUGUACGUAAGCUUAUAGUCGAAGUAGUUGAUGCCCGGAACCUCGUGCCCAAGGACGGCCACGGAGCCUCCAGCCCGUACGUAAUCCUCGAUUUCCACGGACAAAGGAGGAAAACAAAGACCGUGGUCCGCGACCUCAACCCGACCUGGAACGAGACUCUGGAGUUCAACGCGGACAAAACAUCGGACGUGUUUGGGGACAUGCUGGAGCUCGAUGUUCUCCACGACGUGAAAGUCGGGCCCACCACCCGCAACAAUUUUCUCGGCCGGGUCAGGCUAAACUCCGGUCAGUUUGUCAGGAAAGGCGAGGAGGCCUUGAUCUAUUACCCCCUCGAGAAGAAGAAUUUGCUGAGCUGGAUCCAGGGUGAGAUUGGCCUAAAAAUCUACUUCCAGGACGAGAUCGAGAUCGUCCCCCCACCACCGGAAGCCAAGGUUGAUCCGGCGCCAGAGAAUGCUGAGCCUCCGCCGGCAACCAAUGCUCCUGAUGCAGAAGCUAAGAAUAGUGAAAUUCCGGCGGCUGAGCCAAAGCCUGAUUGCGAGAAACCGGCUGAGGAUCCACCAGCUGAGAAUCCACCUGAAAACGCCAGUUCACGAGCCGUAAAGGUAGAGACCCCUCCACCGGAUAAAAACUACGAUCAGCUGAAGCCACACGUGUCGCCGGGGUUAGUCCCGGAAGUCAAAGUCAACAGCCUCAACACGCCGCAGCCAAUCAGCCGAAUUUCGUCCGUCAGCAGCUUUGCAUCGGAUUUAUCUGAUAGAUCGACCAUGGAGCGGUCCACGUUCGACCUUGUGGACAAGAUGCACUAUAUCUUCGUCCGAGUCGUCAAGGCCCGGUCCCUCCCGACCACCGGCUCCCCCGUGGUGAAAAUCGUUGUCUCAGGCCGCCAUGUCGUUUCUCGGCCAGCCCGCCUGGCGGCCGCCAGCUUCGAAUGGGAACAGACGUUUGCCUUUGCACGCGGGGACUCGUCCGACGUGCUAGAAGUAUCGGUGUGGGACCCGGCAGCCGGUGGCGGCGGCUUCCUGGGAGGGAUCUGCUUCGAUGCGGGCGAGAUCCCUCUGCGGGACCCGCCCGACAGCUCACUGGCCCCACAGUGGUACCGUCUGGAAGGCGGCGGGGCCCACCGGGGCGACUUGAUGCUGGCCGCGUGGGUUGGGACACAAGCGGACGAGUCGUUCCCCGACGCGUGGAAGGCCGAUGCGGCCAACAGCCCAACUUCUAGAUCGAAGGUGUACCAGUCGCCUAAGCUGUGGUACCUUCGGUCGUGCGUCGUCGAGGCCCAAGACCUUCCCACGCCGAUGCCAAUGCCCCUCAAACAGUCGUCCUACCAAAUUAAGGCCCAAUUGGGGUUUCAGGUCCAGAGGACCAAACCGGCCGUCUCGAGCACGGGUGGCCCGACUUGGAACGAGGAUCUAAUGUUCGUGGCGGCCGAGCCGUUCACCGAGCACAGCCUCACAUUCUUCCUGCUCGAAAACCGGCCGACGCCGAAAGAGCCGCUUGUCGUGGGCGUCGCCAGGGUUCCGUUAAUGUCUAUCGAGCGGCGCGUGGACGAUCGCACAGUGGCCCCACGGUGGUGCACCAUGGAAGACCCCAACAGCGAGGAGAAGCCUACCUACAGAGGUAGGGUCCAGCUGCGGCUUUGCUUCGAUGGGGGUUACCACGUGAUGGACGAGGGUGCCCAUGUGUGCAGCGACUACCGCCCUACUGCCCGCCAGCUCUGGAAACCCCCAGUCGGGACAAUCGAGCUCGGAAUCAUCGGGUGCCGGAAUCUCGUCCCGACAAAAACAACAUCCGGAGGGAAGGGGUCUGCCGACGCGUACGCUGUCGCCAAAUACGGCAGUAAGUGGGUCCGCACGCGCACCAUCUCGGACAACCUAGACCCAAAGUGGAACGAACAGUACACGUGGAGAGUUUACGACCCGUCCACCGUCCUCACUCUAGCCGUGUUCGACAGCUGGCAGCAUCCGGACGAGCUGACGGAACCCACCCGACCCGACUCCCGUCUCGGGAAAGUACGCAUCCGGAUCUCAACCCUAACCACGGGGCACGCGUAUCGGAGCACAUUCCCGCUGCUGCUUCUAUCCCGGGCAGGGCUCAAGAAAAUGGGUGAGAUUGAGCUGGCGGUCAGGUUCACGCGCGCGGGCCCCACCCUCGACCUCCUGCACGUCUACUCCCAGCCCCUGCUGCCGGCCAUGCACCACCUGAGGCCACUCGUGCAGCAAGAAACCCUGAGGUCGGCGGCCGUGAGGAUAGUUUCGGCCCACCUCUCCCGCUCGGAGCCGCCCCUCUGUCCCGAGGUGGUGGCCCACAUGCUCGACUCCGACUCCAGCACGUUCAGCAUGCGCAAGGUCCGAGCAAACUGGUUUAGAAUAAUCAACAUGAUGACCGGCGUGAUCGAGCUGUUCAAGUGGGUCGACGAGACGCGCUCGUGGAGGAACCCGACGGCCACGGUGCUCGUUCACGCCCUCCUCGUGAUGCUCGUCUGGUUCCCGGAUCUAAUCGUGCCUUCUCUCGCGUUCUAUGUUUUUGCGGUGGGCGCGUGGAAUUACAGGUUCCGGCCGAAAUCCGCGUUGCCGCAUUUCGACCCGAAGCUGUCGCUGGCCGAGUGUGUGGAGCGCGAGGAGCUGGACGAGGAGUUCGACUGCGUGGGGCCGAGCGAGGUGCGGGUGAGGUACAAUAAGCUGAGGGUGAUGGGGGCGCGGGCGCAGGUUCUGUUGGGGGUCGUGGCGGCGCAGGGGGAGAGGGUGCAGGCGCUUGUGGCGUGGCGGGACCCACGGGCCACGGGGAUAUUUGUGGGGCUGUGUCUCGUAGUGGCGUUUGUGCUGUACCUGGUGCCGCCAAAGAUGGUGGCGGUGGCGGUGGGGUUUUAUUACCUUAGGCAUCCUAUUUUCAGGGACAGGAUGCCGUCGCCGGCUGUCAAUUUCUUUCAGAGGCUGCCGUCACUUGCGGACCGGAUGCUGUAG
Messenger RNA from Striga asiatica, 2967 nucleotides. The record is from the annotation of a GenBank genome assembly. NCBI's taxonomy places the organism in Eukaryota, Viridiplantae, Streptophyta, Magnoliopsida, Lamiales, Orobanchaceae.